Messenger RNA from Lachancea dasiensis, 1293 nucleotides. Lineage: Eukaryota; Fungi; Ascomycota; Saccharomycetes; Saccharomycetales; Saccharomycetaceae. The record is from the annotation of a GenBank genome assembly.
AUGAGCAAUUGUGAGAUUUCUGAUAGUUUUUUAGAAUCCUCAAAUGUUCUCAAGCGUAAGAAAGAGGACUGUCAAGAAGAACUGCUGGAGGCAGAGAUAAAAAGGGUCGCGCUUGAUGAUGCAGAUGAAGAAAGCAAGAGCAACCAAACUGACAAAUUAGAAGAGGAGUUGGAAGAUCGAAACGUUGAAAAUAAGGUGACUGAUGCGUCUCAGACCGACACAGGAACUGACAGUGGGGACAACCUAGAUAAGGACUAUAUUCAUUUGCGAAUGUUGUGUCUGGUGAAACAAGCGUCAAUGAUUGUAGGUCCCGGCGGGGAGAAAAUAUCUAAAAUGAAAUCUGAAACCCACACAAGGAUAAAUGUUUCCGAUAAUAUUCGCGGUGUUCCUGAACGAGUUAUAUUCAUAAGGGGCCGGUGUGAGGACGUUGCCAAGGUAUUUGGGAUGAUCGUACGCGCGAUUAACGGCGAAAAAGGUGGAGAACCUGCUCAAAACUCUAUACCUUUGACAAUAAAUGUAUUGGUUCCACACCAUAUGAUGGGCUGCGUGAUCGGAAGGCAAGGGUUACGCCUGCGAGAAAUUGAAGAAUUGAGUGCUGCAAAGCUUUCGACGGGGCCGCAAACAUUGCCGAUGUCUAAUGAUAGAAUACUAUCGGUUACAGGUGUUGCAGAUGCAAUUCAUAUCGCAACUUACUAUUUGGGUCAGACUAUACUAAAUCACAGGAUGACAUUCGCAGCCAAAAAAUGCAUUUUUUACUCGCCCAACUUGCUAAAUCCAGUGCUAGUUAACGAUUACGGCGUCAAUUUACAACACCAGCAACAGCACCAGUACCGCCCAGGUGAGAAUGGAAAAAGAAGACUUUACCGCAUGUCAUUACCUAGUCACCAAGACUUUUCGUACGGCUAUGCGGCUGUCUCUUCCCCCACCACGGCUUUGGUGCCGCCAUUGGCCGUUCAAAAUGUAAGGGUUUCUGAAACACUCACAAACGCACCGAUGGCUUCACCGAUAACUCCCCCACUGGGCUUGGUCCAACAGGAAAUCUAUAUCGACAAUAAUUACGUCGGAAAUGUGAUAGGAAAGGGUGGAAAGCAUAUAAACUCUGUGAAAGAAAGUACUGGCUGCUCCAUACUGAUAGAUGACCCCGUAGCUGGGUCUGAAGAGCGCAAAAUUGUUAUUAGAGGAACCCCGGUAGGCGUCCAAACCGCCAUCUUUUUGAUAAACAACAAGAUCGAAACGGACAAGAGAAAUAAAGAAUCUAAUGAAAAAAGAGAAGUAACUCCUAUGAGUGCAUAG